This is a messenger RNA of Eremothecium cymbalariae DBVPG#7215, 954 nucleotides long. RefSeq names its product Mrx21p (gene MRX21). The coding region runs from base 1 to 954 and encodes 317 amino acids. Gene Ontology annotation, biological process: transmembrane transport. The record is from RefSeq and is a predicted model, not a curated record. NCBI's taxonomy places the organism in Eukaryota, Fungi, Ascomycota, Saccharomycetes, Saccharomycetales, Saccharomycetaceae. The transcript has a single exon.
AUGUCGACAGCUACAAGUAUCAAGGACUUGGUGAAACAGAAUGUGAAUGUUGCUUUCGUAGCAGGUGGGAUGGGAGGUGCACUUUCACGGACGGUUGUGUCACCAUUCGAAAGAGUCAAGAUCUUGCUACAAGUUCAGCAUUCCACCACAGCAUAUAACCAAAGUGUCCUUGGGGCUGUUAAGCAGAUAUAUAAAGAGGAAGGAGUUCGUGGGUUAUUUCGCGGCAAUGGUUUAAAUUGUCUAAGAGUGUUUCCUUACACAGCGGUGCAAUAUACGGUGUACGAGUUCUUCAAGAAAAGAGUUUUCGAUGUGCAUAAAGCUGGAUCCAGACAGCAACUAGAUAACUGGGAACGUCUUUUAAGUGGAGCCGUAUGCGGUGGCACAAGUGUAGUAGCUACUUAUCCUUUGGAUUUAGUGAGGACAAGACUAUCUAUACAAACAGCAAAUUUGACAAAAUUGAAUGCAUCCAAGGCAAAGAAUCUGAAAAAUCCACCUGGUAUUGUACAGCUAUUAAUUCGUACUUAUAAAGAGGAAGGUGGUAUUGCAGCUUGGUACAGAGGAUUGUACCCGACUAGUCUGGGUGUGGUGCCCUUUGUGGCUUUAAAUUUUGCACUAUAUGAAUUCAUGAAGGGUAGAAUACCAAGUGACAUUGACCCUCAUUGCGCGAACGCAUUUAAGUUGAGCAUUGGUGCAGUAAGUGGUGGAAUUGCACAAACUCUAAUUUACCCCUUCGAUCUACUAAGAAGAAGGUUCCAAGUUUUAGCUAUGGGAGGAUCUGAGCUUGGCUUCAAGUAUAAAAGUGUGGCCGACGCCCUAAUAACCAUUGGCAAAACUGAAGGCGUCAAAGGUUACUACAAGGGCCUCACAGCCAACUUAUUCAAGGUAAUUCCCGCAACAGCCGUCCAAUGGUGCGUCUAUGAAGUUGUUUCAGAUUUCUUAAACUCUUAUAAUUAA